This is a messenger RNA of Sus scrofa (pig), 2606 nucleotides long. It is a transcript of the gene SEPTIN10, whose product is annotated as septin 10. Gene Ontology annotation, molecular function: GTP binding. The record is from RefSeq and is a predicted model, not a curated record. NCBI's taxonomy places the organism in Eukaryota, Metazoa, Chordata, Mammalia, Artiodactyla, Suidae.
CCCCUAGCGUCCCUCUGCCGCCGGCCGCCUAGCUCCGCCGGGAGCUGCCGCCGCGCCUCCCUGGCCCUCCGCCCGCCCAGCCCCGCCCGGACCAUGGCCUCCGAGGUGGCGCGGCACCUGCUCUAUCAGUCUCACCUGGCGACAAACACAGCUUAUAUGUCCUCAUCAGUAUCUGACAAUGAGCAGAAACAAAAAAAAGAAAACACUCGUUCUUUAACCAUGUCUGGUCAUGUUGGUUUUGAGAGCUUGCCUGAUCAGCUGGUCAAUCGAUCAAUCCAGCAGGGCUUCUGCUUUAACAUCCUCUGUGUGGGGGAGUCUGGAAUCGGAAAAUCAACGCUGAUUGACACGUUGUUUAAUACGAAUUUUGAAGACCAUGAAUCCUCCCAUUUUUACCCACAUGUUAGACUUAAAGCUCAGACAUAUGAUCUCCAGGAAAGUAACGUUCGAUUGAAACUGACCAUUGUGAAUACGGUGGGAUUUGGGGACCAAAUAAACAAAGAAGAGAGUUACCAGCCAAUUGUGGACUACAUAGACGCUCAGUUCGAGGCCUAUCUCCAGGAGGAACUGAAGAUCCAGCGCUCUCUCUUUAAUUAUCAUGACUCCCGCAUCCAUGUGUGUCUCUACUUCAUCUCACCCACGGGCCACUCCCUGAAGACCCUGGACCUCCUGACCAUGAAGAGCCUUGACAGCAAGGUGAACAUUAUACCAGUGAUUGCCAAAGCAGAUGCCAUUUCUAAAACCGAAUUACAGAAGUUUAAGAUCAAGCUCAUGAGUGAACUGGUCAGCAAUGGUGUUCAGAUAUACCAGUUCCCAACAGAUGAUGAAACUAUUGCCAAAAUCAAUGCUUCCAUGAAUGGACAGUUGCCAUUUGCCGUGGUUGGAAGUAUGGACGAGGUGAAAGUGGGCAAUAAGAUGGUCAAAGCGCGCCAGUACCCUUGGGGCGUCGUGCAAGUGGAAAAUGAAAACCACUGUGACUUUGUCAAGCUCCGGGAGAUGCUCAUCUGCACGAACAUGGAGGACCUGCGAGACCAGACCCACACGCGGCACUAUGAGCUGUACAGGCGCUGCCGGCUGGAGGAAAUGGGCUUCGCCGACAUGGGCCCGGAGAGUAAGCCGCGCAGUCUGCAGGAGACCUACGAAGCCAAAAGGCACGAAUUUUACGGUGAACGUCAGAGGAAAGAGGAAGAAAUGAAGCAGGUGUUCGUGCAGCGUGUGAAGGAGAAAGAAGCUGUGUUGAAAGAAGCUGAAAGAGAGCUGCAGGCCAAAUUUGAGCACUUGAAGAGGGUCCACCAGGAGGAGAAGAUGAAGCUUGAGGAAAAGAGAAGACUCCUGGAGGAGGAAAUCAUCGCUUUCUCCAAGAAGAAAGCUACCUCCGAGAUUUACCAGAACCAGCCCUACGGGGCCCCAGGUGGCAACCCCAGGAGGGACAAGGACCGAAAGAACUCCAAUUUUAUGUAAAACAAAAGGUUCCAGAUCACAGAAGGUCAUCACAAGCAAACCUAUGUUAGAAGAAUUCUUUGAUUUUCUUACUGUUUUUUUUUGUUUGUUUGUUUAUUUGCUGUAUUGUUUAUUCUAUAUCUGGCAAAUGGCUACAGUUGCUGUCUCUUAUGGAAAAAUACUUUUAAGUAUGAGGUCAAUACAUAAGCCAGAUUGGAAGAUAUCAUAUAUGUGUUCACUGUUAGAAGUUUUUAAGUUGUUGGUUUGUGAUGAAUCGAGGUAAUUUCUCCUGCUGUCCAGUUACUGGCCCUUUGCUGUGCAUUGUCCCUCGAGCAGAGUGCUGGUGCUUUUGAAAAUAUAGGACUCGUUUAUAUUAUGACUGUAUAAUUGCAUAUAUACUCUAGGAUGAGCCUUCUGUGUACAUACUCAAGGUAAACUUUGGGGAAUAUGUUUUAAAAUGUCUUAUGUACCUGAAACUAACCUCUCAAUAGUUUUAUAGAACUUUAAAAUUUUUGAUGCAAUUACACAAUUAGUAACAUGAUCCUAAGCUUUUGUAUCAAAUUAUAUAAUAUGCUGACCUUACAUGCUCAGUAUUGUGGUUGAUAUGCUGUUGUGAUGAAACACAAUAUGUUUAAAGCAAAAAAUUCAGGUAUGUAAACCUUUUUUCUAGUGAUAAGUACCUUUGAAAGUGGGUGUUCUUGCACAGUUUGCAUUAGUAUGUAUUAACAUUAUUUCGUCGUUCAAAACUUUCAGGAGAAAAAAUAUUUUUAAUUAUUCAAUUUUAAGAAAGUAACUGAACAUCUGAAUAUUAAAGAUAUAAACAUUUAGAUGAUUCAUAUCUUAAAGGAUAUUUGAAUUCAGUGCCUUAGUAUUUGCAGAACAAUUUCUAACUUUCUUAAUAGUCUAGGGGUGUAAGUUUUUGUACUUAAAUAUUCUAAAUAAAACAUAGUUAUUCUUGAUGAAUGUAUCUACAUAUUUACUGAACUAUGUUUAACUUUUGUAAUUGUCAACAUUUUAUCAAAAUUAGUUCAAUUAUCUGUUUGAAUUAUUUUAAAAACAGAGGGAUGUUACCAGUAUUUUUCAGACAACAGAAUGUUUACUUAAUCCACGUCAGAUUGUGAACACUCAUGAAGGUGUGUAAGUUGCAAAUAAAAUCUUCAUUUCGGGGA